AUGUCUGGAAAACAGGUUAGCCAGCACACCAAAGAGUGGGUGCUCGGACCGGAGAGCGAGUAUCGGUUUGAGCUCGACCCAAACACUUCGUUGGCUAUACGGCUUCUUCGCGGACGGGCGGAGAUAUUUGGCGCAGAACUAGCUGAGGGUCAACCGUCGACGGAAUAUGUAUCAGAGGAGACACCAAUGUCUGCUUAUGCGAAUGUUCAUGUGGCCCUUGAGAAGAUGCGCUUACGCGCCCAGUGUGUUGUGAACGGCUCGCCCCCACCACCCGGUGACGAUGAUGGGAGUGAGCCCGAACCACCUCGCAUGCUGAUCCUAGGGCCGGAGAACUCAGGCAAGACUAGCGUCUGCAAGAUUCUGACGAAUUACGCCAUCCGAGCCGGUCAGGACUGGGAGCCUAUGUAUGUAAACGUUGACCCGGGCGAGGGCGGUUGGGCCGUCCCGGGUGCGAUAUCGGCAGCCUCUGUGUCUGCCCCUUUACCGACCGCGUCACCGGCCAAUCCUCUUGGUAAUACAGCCACUUCUUCCCCUUCAACACUUGCCACAAAUGCCCUCUUGCCCCUGGUAUACUGGUACGGCCAUUCGGACACCAAACGCAACCCUCUACUAUUGGAGCGUUUAAUCCGUAACCUCGGUGACAUGGUUAGCGAACGCAACGAACGUGAUCCAGAGGCACAGUUGGGCGGCAUCAUUGUUGAUACGCCGUCAUCCUUUGCUUCGUCUAGCCUUGUCACUGGAGCAGAUCAUCGACACAUGCUCAUACGCGCCUGCGUCGAUGCUUUCAAAAUCAACGUCAUUCUUGUGGUUGGUCACGAGAAGCUGAAUGUAGAAAUGCAACGCACUUUUGGGAACCGGAUGCAUGUCGUGAAGAUCCCGAAAUCCGGAGGGGUUGUGGAGCUAGAUCUCCAUUACCGUACUCGAGUUCAAAGGUACCAGAUGCACAACUACAUGUAUGGACAGGCCUUCACGCCGCCCGAGGGCCUUGGACUGAUGAUCAAGGGGACACCCGGAGGAGAGAGCGCCUUGGAGGAACAUCUUGCUCCAAGUAGCGUGGUAAUCUCAACGGAUGAUAUAGUCAUAUAUCGUAUCGGGGAAGAAUCAAUGGCUCCUUCAUCAGCCCUGCCGAUUGGUGCAACUCGAACAGUUUCGGAAAUGGUUCCGGUCAAGAUCGAUGCUGCAGUCUCCGGUGCUCGCCUCCAAAAUACCGUCAUCGCUCUCCUGGCUCAGCCCAGUAAUCCAGAAGAGCGUGAGCGCUAUGAUGAGGAGAUCUUGGACAUGACAGUGGCGGGUUUUCUUGCUGUUACCGGCGUGGAUGCUAAGAAUCGCAAGUUAACGGUUCUCUCGCCCAAUCAGGCUAUCUCCUUCGCAGGCAGGACUGCCAUUGCAGGGUCAUUGGAAUGGUCGGAGCAGCAAUGA
Molecule: messenger RNA, 1419 nt
Organism: Peniophora sp. CBMAI 1063
Lineage: Eukaryota; Fungi; Basidiomycota; Agaricomycetes; Russulales; Peniophoraceae
Source: the annotation of a GenBank genome assembly